CCUAGGCCGCGCGCGGAGCGGAGCGAAGCUCGCUCGCGCGUUGUGCGUGGCCGAGCCCGUCAGGAGGGGAGACGAGCCGAGCCGCUGGCGGAGGAGGGGGCGACGCGACGCGACGCGUCUGGCGUGGGUGGGAGGCGGCCGAAGCGGAGGGAGAGGAGGAAAGAACGGAACGGCGCCCUCUGGCUGGCCGCGGCCGAGCCCCCCGCGCUGUGUGCGCACACUCCUUUUUUGCUCCUUAGCAACGGGGGGAACCUGUGAGGGAGACGCGCUGCGCUGUCUGGCUGAAGCAAAGCGAGCGAGCCAGCCAGCCAGCGGCCGCUCUCUGGGGAGCGGCUCGGAAUCUCGAGGCGUCCCUGAGCACCCCCUGACACACACCCCCUCUGGAAUCUUCUCCAGACUCAGGCUCGAGACCCAUCAUGACUCGAAAGCGGGAUGCGGUGCCUCCUCUCAGCGGAUCGGUGCUGGUCGAGGCAGCUGUGGUGUUCGGCAUGGUGAUGACCGUCCACGCCUCCGUGUGGGACCGCUACUCGUGGUGCGCCAUCGCCUUGGCCGUGCAGGCCUUCUACGUGCAGUACAAAUGGGAUCGGCUGCUCCAGCAAGGAAGCGCCGUCUUCGAGUUCCGAGUGUCGGCCAACAGCGGCCUCCUGCCCGCCUCGAUGGUCAUGCCUCUGCUCGGGCUGGUGAUGAAGGAACGCUGCGAAGCUGCCGAGAAUCCCUACUUUGAACGUUUCGGCGUCGUGGUGGCCGCGUCCGGCAUGGCCUUGGCUCUCUUCUCGUCGGUGUUGGCUCUGGGCAUCACUCGGCCCCUGCCCACCAAUACUUGCAUUAUCUCCGGUUUGGCCGGCGCUGUCAUCGUGUAUAUCAUGAAGCACUCGUUGAGCGUAGGAGAGGUGAUCGAGGUCCUAGAGGUCCUGCUGAUCUUCGUCUAUCUCAAUAUGAUCCUGCUGUACCUGCUGCCUCGAUGCUUCACCCCCGGGGAGGCGCUGCUGGUGCUGGGAGGGAUCAGUUUCGUGCUCAACCAGCUCAUCAAGCGCUCGCUGACGGCGAUGGAAAGCCAGGGGGACCCUGUGGACUUCUUCCUGCUGGUAGUGGUGGUGGGGAUGGUACUGAUGGGCGUCUUCUUCAGCUUGCUCUUUGUCUUCAUGGACUCGGACACUUGGGCCUCCUCCAUCUUCUUCCAUCUCAUGACCUGCGUGCUGGGCCUCGGCGUGGUGCUGCCUUGGUUGCACCGGCUCAUCCACAAGAACCCCCUGCUCUGGCUGCUGCAGUUCCUCUUUCAGACGGAAACCCGUAUCUAUCUCCUCGCCUAUUGGUCUCUGCUGGCUGCCCUGGCCUGUCUGGUGGUGCUGUACCAGAAUGCCAAACGAUCGUCUCCGGAAUCCAAGAAGCGCCAGGCCCCGACCAUCAUCCGGAAGUAUUUCCACUUCAUUGUAGUGGCCACCUACAUCCCAGGCAUCAUCUUUGACCGGCCCCUGCUCUAUGUGGCCGCCACCAUGUGUCUGGCCGUGUUCAUAUUCCUGGAGUACGUGCGCUACUUCCGCAUUAAGCCCCUCGGCCACCCUCUGCGGAGCCUCUUGUCCCUCUUCCUAGACGAGCGUGACAGUGGCCCUCUCAUCCUGACGCACAUCUACCUACUCCUGGGCAUGUCUCUUCCUGUCUGGCUCAUCCCCAGACCCUGUACCCAGAAGGACAACCUCGCAGGCAUGAGAGCCCUCAUGCCAUACGCAGGUGUUCUGGCCGUGGGUGUGGGUGACACGGUGGCCUCAAUCUUCGGCAGCACUAUGGGGGAGAUCCGCUGGCCUGGCACCAAAAAGACUUUAGAGGGGACAAUGACGUCCAUCUUUGCCCAGAUCAUAUCUGUGGCUCUGAUCUUGAUCUUUGAUAGUGGAGUGGAUCUCAACUACAGCUAUGCUUGGAUUCUGGGAUCCAUCAGCACCGUGUCCCUCCUCGAAGCAUACACCACACAGAUAGACAAUCUCAUUUUGCCUCUCUAUCUCCUGAUACUGCUGAUGGUGUAGCAGCAGCCAGAAGGGGGCAGGGAUGUGGGCCCGAAGGUGACUGGUUGCCAUAGCUGCCAGCCACUUGGGCAGGAGGAGCACAGGGUUUUUCAGCUGAUUCAGAUCUCAAAUAAAAAUCAAAGCUUUC
Suncus etruscus (white-toothed pygmy shrew) is the source of this 2145-nucleotide messenger RNA. It is a transcript of the gene DOLK, whose product is annotated as dolichol kinase. Gene Ontology annotation, biological process: dolichyl monophosphate biosynthetic process. Gene Ontology annotation, cellular component: endoplasmic reticulum membrane. Gene Ontology annotation, molecular function: dolichol kinase activity. Bases 417 to 2018 code for a protein of 533 amino acids. The transcript has a single exon. The record is from RefSeq and is a predicted model, not a curated record. Lineage: Eukaryota; Metazoa; Chordata; Mammalia; Eulipotyphla; Soricidae.